This is a messenger RNA of Mauremys reevesii (Reeves's turtle), 2995 nucleotides long. RefSeq lists its product as uncharacterized. The record is from RefSeq and is a predicted model, not a curated record. The transcript has 3 exons. Lineage: Eukaryota; Metazoa; Chordata; Testudines; Geoemydidae. The coding region runs from base 263 to 1648 and encodes 461 amino acids.
CCCAUUUUGCCUGCAACUCACCAGCACUGGAGAUUCAGCCUGACUCUGAGAGGCAUCAUAAGCUGACAAAAAUCCAGGCAACUUUUCCAUCAUAUAAAGUCCCUGCUUCUUACCUCUGGAGUAACCUUUCUACAAAGCUCUGAGCAAAGGACUGAAUGACCCAUCCAAGCUGUGGAUGUGUUCCAGAGGGACUUUCAAGCCAGGAAACUCACCGGUACUGCUAGGAACCUGAUAGACUUUGAAGUCUUUGUAUGGCUAGACAAUGGCAGCAGCAGCAGAAGGUCAAUUUCAGGCCAUAACCAAAGCCAUGGUAAGCAUCACAGAAGCGGACAAAGUGAGGAAGGAGGCAGAGCUGCUGUUGAAGCCUGAUGCCAAGUGGGAGGAGAUCUUCAUGCCAGCCCCCAUCUCCAUCGCCAUCCUGGGGGAACUAGGACUCAUCUCCAUGAGGCAGAAAGAUGAUGUCUCCAUCAAUAAGAACCGCCCUACAGAUGGGUUUAAAUCUAUUGAACACCCAGAAUCCUUCAGGGCUUGCUUGCGCCAAGUAAGUGAAAGAGCAUGGGAGGCCUUCAAUGAGAUCAACAUGCAGCCGAUCUGCUGCCAUUCCAAGUAUGUCUCAGAGAAGAUGACAACGAUCAGGCAGGGCUUCUUCCAAAAUGCUCAAGAGGGAAAGAACCAGCUCAGGAAAGAGAUAAUGAACAUACAGAAUGAGGCAGAGAAGUGCACAAAGUCAGCUCAAGCAACGAAGGAAAAGUUCUUGGAGGUGAUUUUCCUGGUCAAGGAGCUCUUGCAGGCCUGUCGGAAUGCCGAGUAUGGUUAUGAGAAGGACCUGGAUGAGGUGAAGAUCAAGCUGGAGCAGGCAAAGAUCAAGCAGGAGUCAGUCAGAAAGACUAUGGAGGAUGCUAAGUGGAAGCAAAUGCAAGUGGAAGGGGAGAUAAAGAGGGCCCUCAGUGAGAUUGAAGAAGCUCUGAACUUCAGUCCCAUUUCAUGUUAUGACAUAGGCUCAGAUGUGACAGAUAAAACUGAGUGGAUAAAAAAACAAUUAUCGAAAGUGGAGGAGAGUGGGGAGGCACUGAGGCAGUCCCACAAGGAGGAUUACAAAAGUUUGAAGAACAUCAUUGAACUGAUGAAGGAGCAGACAGAAAUCCUCUGUGAGAUGAAGGAGUAUGAGAUGAGACGAAAAGAUUUUGAGACAGCCAAGAAGAUGCUGAACGAAGGGCAAGAUGCCCUGGGGAAGGUGGAGCAACAGUGGGAUAAGAUGGUGCAGUUCUUUCAUAUGAUCUCCAACCUGAUCCAAUUCUGCUUCAACUGGCACAUUCAGGAAUGUUUAGCGUCUGUUGAAGGCAUCCAGCAGAUCACUCAUGCAUUCAGUGCCUCCAAUGUAACUCAGCUGGUGCACAUGAUCUCCCAGACAUUCACUCAAGUAUGUGAAAAAUACCUGAUAAACUUGGUCAGCAGCUCAGGGAGAAUCCUCACUAUGGAACCUUCCAAUCCCAGUUUUGACUCUGAGUGUGCUAAGAUAGCCAGUGGCUGUGAUGAGGCCCAGAAAGCUGUCUCCAGCCUAGUGCUGGAGAUGAAGGAUAAGUUCAAGAGGAAUUUAAAUGCCGGGCUGGAGACCAUCGAGAAGAUGAAGGCCAUGCAGCACCCAUGAGCAAGGAGAAGCUGAAAGCGACUCAUGGGGCCAACUGCAAAGUUAGAAGAUUAGUAUGAAUAUGAGGUCCCAGUUAGGUGCCAGCUACUGGACAAAGCUCCACAAUCAAGUGAUUAAAAAUUCCCACCUUUUUCUUUUGCUUUGUUUUCUGCUUGAAGAUCUCAACCAGCCAUUCUCUCGAAGCUCACCUCUGAAAAGCUCCAUUCAGAUCCACUUCAUCCUUCUUGGGAAACAAAAAUGAAAGAAGCCCCGUCAGGUCUCAGUUCAUUCAGCCCAGUCAGGCACCAAGGCAGAAUUGUUCCCUUCAGUCUAUUUCCCCAGGGCUCUAGCUUUAAAUGUCCCAAGUGAUGAGACUCUCAUCUCUCUCUCUCUCUCUCGCACACACACACACACACAUACGACCCUUCAAAUAUAUCUCUCCUAUUAAACACAUAAUGAAGAGUCUCGAAUGGGCCCCACUGCAAGAAGUGGGUCUAUGCAGAUCCUGACACAUUAGCUCAGUUUAGAGGAGACAUCAGCAGGAAGUAGUUGGAGAUUUCAUGGGAGGCAGAGGAAGUCAUCAGCGGCUGGAACAAGGAUGGAUGAUGAACAUUUGGGGGAGAGCCUAUCAUGGAUGAACCCCAUGUUCCUCCAAAGGGAUAGAAGAAGCCAGAAACUCCAACCUUCUCUGAUAGGGAUGGAGACUGAAGAAACCUGGAACCAGAGUGCCCUGAGGGGAGCUUCCUCUUGGGACACUGCCCUGUCAACUCAAGAUCCAUUAGCUCUCCAGUGAAUUGACAGUCUGGGGGUUGUUAAUAUGUUUCACUUGGUGUAACGCUGUCCACCUUGUUACGGUGCUAGGGAGAAAGCAAGAACCAAUCCCAUUAGCAAUGCUGCUUUUGGUGAAUAAAGAAUUAACCAAUUGACGAGCCUCUGGCCAAGGAGAGAAUCAUCGGCCUGAUCUUUCUUCUCCUUUAUUUGCUGAUUGCUAUCUUUAUGCAUUGGCACAUACAGCACAUCAGUGACUGCAAAAUAAACCAUUAGCUAGCUCCUGGUGAAAGCAAGAGAUUCAGUCAGGAAUCCUGGUUUCUAUUCCCAGGUCUGAGAGCGGAGUGGGAACUAGUGGUUCAAGUAGGAGAGUUGGACUCAGGACUCCUGAGUUCCAUUCCCAGGGCUGAGGGGAGGUGGGUAGAACUGGCUGAGAGACAGCUGUUCAAUACUGUCCCAUCUGAAGUGCUGCUGACUCCCUGUUGCCGUAUAUUUGGGGUGCAUGAGUUGACUUUUAUCUGGGAUGCAUUUCUGCUGCAAUUCUUACCUGUGACUCAUUUAGUGGCUCUGAUUCAAUAAAGCUUCUGUGACUCCAAUUAA